Pogonomyrmex barbatus (red harvester ant) is the source of this 5228-nucleotide messenger RNA. RefSeq names its product twenty-four (gene tyf). The record is from RefSeq and is a predicted model, not a curated record. Lineage: Eukaryota; Metazoa; Arthropoda; Insecta; Hymenoptera; Formicidae.
CAAUUAGAACGAAAAACUUAGUGUUCCGUAUAAACAUCGGUGCGAUUCGAAUUCAUCUUCGUCGUCGUCAUCGAUAUUGUCAUCAUCAUCAUCAUCAUCAUCCAUCGUCAUUACCUGAGCGCCACUGUGCUCCAACAUCUGAGAGUCAUCACUGGCGCAACGCAGCAUCUUCAAUGCGGCACAGAUCGUUGACAAGUACGCGAACCAAGUCCUUCCGAGGCUCGGCAGCCCUUGAGGGAUAGGAAGAGGGGGAGAGAUGACGAGGGGGGAGCCAUGAGCACGGCGGACACCGCGCUGUCAAUCUCGAUCAAGAUGGCCCCAGGGCCGGAACAUCGUCAGGAACCGGUAGCUCCUGACAAAAUUGCCGAGAGCGAUCGUACCACCAACGCUGACGCCGCCGUUGCCGUCGCCGUCGCCGCUGCUGCUGCCGCUGCUGCUGCUGCCGAUGUCGUUAUUGAUAUAGAGAACAUCAGCGCCACAUCGACAACCGGUAGUGGUAGUAACAACAACAACAACAACAACAUCAACACCGACGACGACGACGACUCCGUUGCUGCCGCUGUCGCUGCCGCUGUCAUCACCGCGGAGCAAAAUUCGAACAUCGAGAUUGCUCCAGCUAAUUUCACCGCUGUCGCCGCGGAUUCGAUCAGCGAAAUCUCGCCGUCGAACAGCGGCGCCGACAAUAAACAGGAUGAACCAGCAACUCUGUCUAUGCUAAAUGAUAAUGAAUUACGCGCUUUACUGGAUGAAGCUAUAACAUACAAACGCCCAAAAGAUCGGGAAGGAAAGUCUAAUCUCUUUAAAGAACUUUUACAAGAAGCUGAGGCGGAUGAGACUGAGGAAGGCCGUAGAGUGAUAUCUAAUUCACGCUGUCUUCCUGGCUCAAAUCGUAGGAGACAUAAACGAGAAUCCGUAUCCGAACGUUUGACGCAUGGCGGAUCGUUGCAAAAUUUAGCACAGCCUAUAACUUCAGAAUUCGACAGUAGUUUUGCUUAUUUGACAUCUAGUUCGUGUCACACUUACGGGAGCAGCAGGAGAAAGAACAAAAAAUAUACCGGACCCAGUGUUUCUGCUAGGCAGAGAGAAGGCGGAUCAUUACCGUCGAAUGUAAACGCAUCGCAUAACCUUGCUUCGUUGGCUAAUUUAGAUUUAAUAUUCGAUAAGAAGAAGAGCUUCUGUGAGGAACGGCCAGCUUAUGACUGGACCAAUAAGGAAAAAUCCAAAUCUCUAGACAAAUCGUCAUAUACUAGUACAAAGAAAGAGGAAAAGGAGAAAGAUAAAAAGGAACUGAAAAGAGACACUGCUAAUUCAGGCGAAGUAGAAUCUGAAGUACGAGAGAAAAGAAUCAGCAAAGGAAAAUACGGAACAAAUGAGAUGCUGGAAUCAGAUAAUCCACCCCCGGAAUAUAAAUCGGAUUAUAUGGUCAUCGACUUAGGCGACGUUGAGUCGUUAGACACCGAAAAUGACGAAGGAACCGAAUUGAAAAUCAUUGAACCACGCAAACCUAUCCAUUAUGUCACACGGGCAACUUUUGAUAUAACUCAAACACCUGUGGACACCACUAUAGAAUUUCCUAUACGUGAUCACAAACAAGAGAAAUCGAAAAUGUCUGUCAAUGGCACGGAGGUGACGGGGACAUUGUUUCAACCACACAACAGCGUAAAGUGUGGUAUAAGUGGAACUUCAACGAAUAGUUCCAGUACUAGCCAAAACAAGAUUGUGCCCGGUUUGUGCACCGUAAUGCCGCCAUCUUGGCAACCUCAGAAUAUAACAAUGGUACGUGGAUUGUGCACAGAAGGUCCCUAUGUAUAUAUAUUUUUCUUAAUGUUACUUUUUAUAAUGAUAGGUGUAAAUAUAGCACUGCGACGUCCGAAACAAAGAAGCACUGGAGAUGCAACGGUUGAUAGUCGAGGCGAUAGGCGAUCCUGGGGGACUGAGGAAGGUCAAUCAAUAUAUUGCAAUGAUACAGGAGAGGAUUAUACCAGUCGUCGUAAUUCCAAUAAAAAAAUUAAUCCGGAACCAGAACAUGAAACUGAGUUUUUGGUUGUUACAAAGAAGAAAAAGAGUAAAAAGCAAAGAAGAAGCUCCAGCGGCAGUAGAGCACAAAAUCUGACAACGUCGGGAUCAUAUCUUCAGAAUUCCAGAGGAUUUUCUAAUGAUUACAGGACGCCUCUUUCCCCUGAACUCCGGAGAAAAUCGGCUAGUAGUAUGCCUCCGAGUGACAAGUCAGCAGAUAGUAGCGAUUUGGAUUCGGUUCAUUCGUUACCAGUUACGUCAAAUACUUCAAAGCACAAUUUGUCCAAAGUUGCAACAUCAUCGGGCGGAACGCCACAAGCGAGUUACGCAGACAUAGCGCGUAUGGCUACUAUCAACAUGUCGCACAAUCUAACUAUGUCUGCCAUGUUAAAUACAUCCUCAUGGCCAAGCGUUCCACCUAAAACCCUUUCGGAACCGGAUAAAGUGCCUCAAGAUUAUUAUCCGAGUUUAGACGAAUUACAACACUCGGAAAAGAAAGCAAGACAGCAACAGAAUUUGGCCCAGUCAAAUCAUGCUGCAGCAACUCUGAGUCUGGCUUUCGAGAAGCCACUUUCGCCGACUCUGACGAAGAUGAAGAAUUCGUCAGACAGAAAGAAAGCCGAAGCUCAGGAAGAAGCCAUUAAUAAAAAUAUCCAAGUGUUUAAAUACGUGCAAGACAUUGAGAAGAUGCACGAAAGUCUAACGCAAGCGACAGAACACAAGGAACAAAAACACGUGACUCCCACCAAUUACAAUACGAAUCCAAACGAGACUAAUACUAUAACAAAUACUAUAAUGCCGAGAUACAAUAAUAAUAGUACAACGAUGAAUUAUAAUCCAGUUGAUGCUGAUAACAAUCCUAAUUGCAGCAUCAAUAAUAAAGAUUCUGUUACACACCCACGAGCCAGCAAUUCUCGCUCUCGUAGAAACUACGUACACAGCAAUCAGAAUGUACAAACUCAGGGAUCGCACGAGGAACACAUUAAAAAGACUACGACUACUUACCAUGAGGAAGCGGUUAAGAAGUCGCAUAACGCCGAUGUUGCGCAAUCCGAGAGGACUAAUCCAAUAGUUGUCUCGCACGACGGGGCGGAAGCGCAAAAGUUGAAGACUGCAAAAAUACAAGAUACGCAGAAUGUCGAACCCGAGUCUGGCCACAAUAAAAUGACGAGCGGCGAUCUGAGGACAAUAAGAGUCGCAAAAGAAUAUCAGAACAUCACGAUGAAACACGAUGCGACGAAAGUCGGAGUCUGUCAGCCGCAAAACUCAAAACAGGACAAUCAGCAGCGCGACGAUGCAGAGAACAAGAAGGCAAAGUCGCAGAACGUACCGCCCGAGAAAGAUCAGUCACAAAGAUCAUCCACGGAAACGCAGCAGGCAAAAAAUUCGACACCCAGACCUGCAGUGAUUCUUUUGGACGAAACUUCCUCGGACGUUGCCAAAAACAAUAAUCUACCGACAGAGCUCACGUUUGGCUUUGAGAUAAACGAGCAGCUGCUGCUUUCGGAGGACAAUGGCAACGAGGAGAUUCCAACGAUCACGGCGAAUCCCGCUUUCCCUCCGACCAUAUCACCGCUUGUCAACAAACCGCCCAACAAUUUUGAAAGGAAUCCGCCGUUGUUUGCCGAGAAACCAGUGAGAUACGAUAAGUUCUCGUCGAGUUAUCAUAUGCAGCCGCCGAACGCUCACGUGACACCGGCAAAUGCUCAUCCCGUAACACCUGUGCAUCCGGUGAUGGUGCAACCGUUACCAUACAUGAGCUACCCCACUACUAGAUUCGCACCGCCAACAUAUUUGCCACCGCCACCUCCACCACCACCAGGAAUCAUGGAAAAGUUUCAUCCGCCGAAGGAAGACUUCUCUAUGCUUUAUGUGGCGCCCGAGGAAGAACUAAAUGUGCAGACGUACAAUCACGAUAAGAUCGUGUCCUUCGUUGGCUUAGCAUGGGAUGCUGUCAUGAGAGAAAUGCCAGUGACUGCGACCGGUCGUAUACAGUUCUAUAGUGGACAGUGAAGUGAGAAAGCUUUCGACGCACCGAAGGGAACAGGCAAUAAAGAAACUUUUCUAUCGAUAAACCACUUCCAUUACAAAUAGCUGGUUCGAUGAGUUUCUUACGAAACCAGAUACUUGUACAUGUCGCGCGUAGUUAUUUUUCCUGGACGAAGAAUUCGUUCGGAGGAUCGCCUAUCUUGCUUCUUUGAAUCAAAUGCUGAGUCAACGCGCGAAAUUGAUGGAGCCGAGUGGUGCAAAGUGUGCCUCAAAAGAUAAUAAUAGCAAUGUAUAUAUAAUCAGUCGACAAAAACAAAACGAAUGGAUGAGGAAAAGGGAUAAAGUGUAUAUUCCAGCAAUGUACAUUGUACUUGCAUAAAUUUCCAACAAUGAUAAUGUCGCAGAACUUCAGUAUUGACAAUUAAGAACGUUUAAUCAGAUCUCUCAAGGGAGAGAAAGAGAGAUGUAUCUUGUUUCUUUGAAUAAAAGGAACUUCCAACGUACGAGUCACGCGUGUACAUACGUCAAACAUCCCUAUAAAUUUUUGAAGAUUGAGUUUAUAUAACGAUCUUAGGUGUACAAUCUUAAGUGCUUAAAAAAAAACGCUACAAAAGAAAUAUGGAUUUGUAGUAACCAGGUCUACCAUAAAGCGGGUCUCGCGAUGGAAGAACUUUGCGCAUUGACAGUGGUGUCUCCUGGUGCCUUUGGAGUUGCAAAUCUUCAAGCGAGUCAAUAGGGAAGCGUUGAAGAAGCUUGUACUAAUCGAGUCGAGAAAUCUGUGACAAGUAUCGUGAAAACAUCCAUGGCUUUUUGAACUCUCGAACUUGGGAUGAUUUUAAGUGGACAUCGUGGAAAAUUAAAAACCAGCGGGUUAUGCAUUGGUGAGUCGAAAUAUGACGAAGGUCAAAAUAUACAGAUAUUGUACUUUACUCGAUGUAAUACAAAGAUUUAAGUUGUGCGGACUGUAAAUCAGAGAGAUAUGUAAAUGCGCCGUCGUGUAAUAUAUUGAGAUAGUGUGAUCGACUUAGAACUCAGAGUGGCUACUUCUUCCAGUUGUGGAGCAUUCGAUAGCUUAAAAGUAGGAGAAACAAAAGGGUCACUAACUGAGUUUCGAAAAUGUCAAAGUGCGCUCAAAGUCUGGUCAAAUGUCUGUGAAGAUAGAAUGCCGAGUGUGUUGCAAAAUGAUAAAUUUUUACACAGACCUGCUUAUUUAAUAAAAAAAA